ACCGGAACCCUUCUCUUCAUUUUCCACCACACGUGGUCACCUCGUCAAUACAUAGAGGUACGUUGACACUAACAACAGGUUAGUUUGAUGAUUAUUGAUAAGGGAAAAGAGCAUGGAAGAAUACCAAACAAUAAGAUGUUCUUUUGAAAACUACUGCAAAAAAUGCUCCUGGAUAUAUAUCAACCAACCCAGAAUUUCCAAGAUCACUCGCAUAACAGAGCAUUGCUUAACUACUCAGGGUGUUUUAUCUAAAGAGGUGCAAGUAUUCUAUAACGACAAUCGGUCUACGAAUCGCUACUACGGAGAACGGUGUUGCUAUGGCGAGAGAACCGUAUUCUUUAUCGCUGAAAAUUUGACAGAGGGAACGAUAUCAACCAAGACGGUAUCUCAAUAUCCCUUGACAACGGAUGGGAGCAGUACUACACUUCAUCUACCAGUGUCAUCUGAAUCACAUGACAAUGUCCCGGAUAUAGUCACUAGAACAACAAACAAUGGACAAAGCACAAUAUGGCUUCCAGUUAUGAUUGGAUCUGUCGGCUUACUGUUGAUUUUGCUGGCAUUCUACAUUCUAUGCAGGAUGCGUGGUCGAAGGAAACCAAAGAAAAACGCAAGUGAGAAGAAGACAUACAGUGGCGACCUCGUUGUCCCUCAGGAAAGCUCAACAGAAUAUUCCACCAUAGAAGAAACAGAAGAACUUAAGAAAGCCUUGAUUCAUGUGCAAACCAUUAAAAACCAGGACAAUUAUUUCGUGCUGGAACAGAUUAGUCAUAAUGAAACAAAUAUUGAACGGAACACAACACAGAUUAACGUGUAUAAUUCCCACGAAUACAUUUAUAAUGUUUUAUUUGAGAAACCAAAGCCAACAGGAAGUGACGUGGAUUUGUAUAAUCAUCUGGAAGAAUCCGACUAUGUUUACAAUCAUAUAAACGACACAGAGCGAGGAGAUAGACAAAUAGAAAAUGCUGAGUAUUCGUGUACACUGCAGACACUGAAGAAAACCCUCUUCUGAAUUAUUGUAAAUAACUGCAUGGAAAUGGUGGUAAUCUAUACUACAUGAUUGUAGCAGUAUUGUUGGAAGGAAGUUCAUUUUAUUCCGUCGUUGGGUAAAAUGCUAUCUGAAUUGUUUCAUAACAAUUGAGGCCGUUCUUUGCAUACUGAUUUUGACUAUGGAUUACUCCGUUUACCCGAUCAAGAUAUAGGGCUCACGGCGAUAUGGCCAGUCGGCAGGGAAUGCUUACUCUUCCUAGGCACCUGAUUUCAGCUUUGGUAUAUCCAGGGGUCCGUGUUUGCCCAAAUCUUAAUUUUGUAUUCCUUACGAGAUUGAUCACUUGUUCGUUAUCUUCACCUUUAUAGGAGUUGUGAGAUUGAUCACUGUUCGUUAUCUUCACCUCUAUAGGAGUUGUGAGAUUGAUCACUGUUCGUUAUUUUCACCUUUAUAGGAGUUGUGAGAUUGAUCACUGUUUGUUAUCUUCACCUGUAUAGGAGUUGUGAGAUUGAUCACUGUUUGUUAUCUUCACCUUUAUAGGAGUUAUGAGAUGGAUCUCCUUCGUUAUCUUCACCUUUUCCGUAAGGGUUAACUAUAAAGAAUGAAUAAAUUUGAAUCUGCUUUCCAUCAUACACUUAGUUUAUAAGUUUAUAAUGUAUUUAAAACAAGAAUUGUGAAGUAGUUAAUUCUACAUUUUCAGUAAUACCUAGAGAGUAAAUGUAUUUGAUGUUUUUGGAAUUUCAAUUUUUGAAAACACCUACUGUACAAAACGAUCCGUGGAAACAGCAUGCCGUAAUAAUUAUGAUCCUACAUUUCUUAGUCCAUGAAGACAAAACAAGAAAUCAGCAGAUUUAAUUCUAUGAAUAACAUACUUGGAUAAUGUAUUUUGAAUUGCUAUUGUGGAUCAGAAUGAACAAUAAAAUGACCAAUACUAAA
Molecule: messenger RNA, 1921 nt
Organism: Ostrea edulis (European flat oyster)
Lineage: Eukaryota; Metazoa; Mollusca; Bivalvia; Ostreida; Ostreidae
Exons: 5
Coding region: 113-1009 (298 amino acids)
Source: RefSeq, a predicted model, not a curated record